Messenger RNA from Motacilla alba alba, 1854 nucleotides. RefSeq names its product acrosin binding protein (gene ACRBP). The record is from RefSeq and is a predicted model, not a curated record. NCBI's taxonomy places the organism in Eukaryota, Metazoa, Chordata, Aves, Passeriformes, Motacillidae. The transcript is spliced from 10 exons. The coding region runs from base 268 to 1854 and encodes 528 amino acids. Gene Ontology annotation, cellular component: acrosomal vesicle; nucleus.
AGGGAGAAGCUCCCAGCGUGGCUCCCGCUCCUCCUUGUCCCCGUGAGCCUGGCGCGUCCCCUCCCUGCGGGUGGCCACGUCCCCCGAGCCCCGGCUGCCGCCCGCAGCCCCUCCCCAGCCCAGCGCCGGCCGGUUCCCAUUGCGGGGCCGCGGCCCGGGAAUGGUUCCACCGUUGCCAAGGGCAGAACCCGAGCGCUCGGGCUGCCCGCAUCUGCCCUGCGCGGUGUGUGAGUGACUCCCGCCUGGCCGCCGAGCAGCUGCUCCACGAUGCUGAAGCGUGUGGCAGACACAAAGUGGCUCCUCUGGCUGCUGAGCACAGUGCUGACCUUGCCAACGGGAGCGGUGGCGGCUCCGGUGCCGGCCGUGCCGGGCAGCCCGCUGUCGGACAGGGAGUACGAGCAGUUCUUCACCAGGCUGCACCCGCCCUGGCAGGCCAACAUGUUCUGUCUGCUGCGCCAGGCGUACGGCUGCCUCAGCCCCAGCGUCCUGCGCCUGGACCGGGACGAGAACCAUGGAGAAAUCCCCGAAGGGCCAGUCUGCUCUGAAUUUCCAGAGGUGGUGCAGUUCCAGACCUUCUGCCAGUUCGCCCAGUACCGCUGCCUCAAACAGCAGUUCUUCAUCAAGCGAGUCCCAUGUUCAAGUGAGUCUCUAGCAAGCCCUUCCCCGAUGGAGCCAUCCAGCACCGUGAACCCCUUGUCAGAGGGCAGAGCCUCCCCUCUCACACAAGGUACGGCCACACUGAGCUAUGCUGGGCACCCCUGCUCGCCUGCUGCCGCCCUCAGCUGCUCCAUCCUCUGUGUCACCACUCAGAAGCAGGCUGUUCUGUCACCUGCUGAUGCCCUGCUGCAGGACAGAGUGGUGGACCUUCUCAAGUUCUCUCCUGCACUGUUAGCUCAGAAACCGUGGCCGACGAAGCGCCCCACAGCCACGCCAAAGUUGCCCACACCCUGGCAGAAGAAUAGGACUAUGCACCCACCAAAUCUCUGGGCUGCCACCUCACCUUCCCCUGACGAACAAAGCCUGAGAAAAAGCAUCUGGCAGCUGAUCCAUUCGGCCCUCUCCUUGGAUGCAUCCUUGGACACCAAGCCCUCCUCUUGGAACUUCACCAGCUCGGGCCCAGGACACCCAUCAGAGCAGGACAUUCCCCCCCGAGGCAGCCUUCUAGCCCUGCAGAACGAUGAGGCAGUACUGGUCCUGUGCUAUGCAGUGCUGGAGGGAAAUUGCCUCUCGUCGAUGCUCACCAUGGCCUGGAAGGAGAUGGAAAAAAGAGUCCUUGGGUUCGAAGACUCGGUGUGUGACAGCCUUGGGCGGCACCACAUGGACCUGUGCCCUGACUGCGCUUUCUGCUCACUGAAGAGGGAGCAGUGCCAGAACAUCGAGACCCUGAACCGCGUGCACUGCGACUCGGGCGGCUUCUCCUCCUACAUCAACCCCGAGAUCUCAGCCCAGCACGGGCAUAUAGAGCGCCAGCCCAUGUCCUCAGAUACUCUGGAGGACUACAACAUGGACUUCUUGAGAGGGAUGAGGAUGGAGUACUGGUGCAGCCGGAUGGCCGUCUAUGGCUGUAAGGACCCUGCUGUGACCCUCUGGAUGAAGUCAGAGUAUGAAACCUUCCCAGACAUAGAUGGCUCAGAAAAGAUCUGUGACUCGAGCGGGGUUCAGCAUCCCAACUACUGCAUGUUCAAGAGCUACCAGUGUCUCCUGAAGAGCAUCUACAACGAAAGGGUGGUUCCCGUGAAAUGCAGGCGUAACAUGGCCUACCGGGUACUGAGUGCAAUGGAGGGACACAAGGAGGUGCAGCUGUGGCAAGAGAGGUUCCAAAGCCUCUCCAGGGAGCAAUCAAAAAAUGAUUAA